AAUGGAUACGAUUUCCAAUGACACCAUUAGACAGAGCUGCAACACGGAACAAAUUUGCACGAACGUUUCCGGGUGCUAUUGGUGCUAUAGAUUGCACGUACAUAAAUAUUAUUGCACCACGUAUACACGAGGAGGCAUACGUAAAUCAUCACGGCAAUCACUCAUUAAAUGUACAAGCUAUAGUCGAUCCAGACUUGAAAAUAUUAAAUAUCAACGCACGAUAUCCAGGAGCGAGGAAUGAUGCUUUUAUAUGGAAUUCUUCUCCAAUUAAACAUGUAAUGGAACACUUCUAUAAUCAUGGUGAAAGAAGAACGUAUUUGAUUAAUAUUGCUGGCCAAAUAGUAAAUGCAUGUGCAAUAUUGCACAAUAUGCGUCUGUAUUAUCGGUUACCCUUGGACAUGGAAGAAAAUGUGUUCCUCGAUAACGCACCUGCAGAUCACACCCAUGUAGAAGAAGAAGAAGAAGUAGAAAUUCGCAGAGGGCCUAGAGCUGUAGCACAGCGGAUACAAAAACAACUUAUGCAAGAGUGGUUUCCCAAUUAUGUAUGUGCAUGGGAUAAUGAAUAG
Molecule: messenger RNA, 566 nt
Organism: Temnothorax curvispinosus
Lineage: Eukaryota; Metazoa; Arthropoda; Insecta; Hymenoptera; Formicidae
Product: putative nuclease HARBI1
Exons: 3
Coding region: 18-566 (182 amino acids)
Source: RefSeq, a predicted model, not a curated record